AUGCUCUUUCAAAUGAAACCAAGAUUUCUCCCCACAUUUACCUUCACUGUGUGUGCCCUGGCCUUUUAUUUGAUCAGCAUUUCCUGCACAAAUUUCUUCUACCCUCUACUGAAAACUACACCAUUUUUAGACACAUUUUCGACGAAUAAUAAGAUCAGGGAUCCUCCACAAGCAACAGCUACGGCAGAUUCUCGUACUAAUCUCAGCCACCUUGUGUUCGGGCUCGUCGGUUCAGAACAAGCAUGGCAUCACAGAAAAGCAUACAUAGAAUCAUGGUGGCGACCCAACGGUACCCGAGGAUACCUAUUUCUGGACAAAGCCCCGUCUCCAGGGCUCCUCCCCUGGCCUGAAACUUCUCCACCGUAUAGAGUAUCUGAUGACCUGAAAGAACUUCUCAACAAAUCUGAAAUCCGGGCACAAAGAAUGGUGCAUGGUAUAAUGGAGGUUUUGAGGGAGGUGGACUAUGAGAACUUCCGAUGGCUGGUAAUGGGGGACGAUGAUUCAAUCUUUUUUGUGGAUAACAUGGUCGACGUUCUUGCGACAUACGAUCAUACAAAGUACUACUACCUUGGUGGGAAUUCUGAGUUUAUUUUGUCGAAUUACCUUUUCUCAUUCAACCAGGCUUUCGGUGGAGGUGGAAUCAUCCUGAGCUAUCCUCUGGCGAAAGCGCUGGCUAGAGACAUGGAAAAUUGUCUCAGGAGAUACGUGUUCUUGAAUUCUGCUGAUAAUACCACCAGGGCCUGUAUUGCUGAUAUUGGAGCAAACCUGUCGCCCCAAAAGGGAAAUCACCAGAUUGAUUUCCGUGGUGACAUUUCGGGUUUGUUAUUAUCUCAUCCACUGUCCCCGUUAUUGUCCCUUCACCAUUUCGACAUGGUGGAGCCAAUAUUUCCCGGCACGGACCGUUUUGAAUCGACGCGACUCCUCAUGAAGGCGGCGGCCGCUGAUCAGUCCCGGAUGUUGCAGCAAACCAUCUGCCAUCACAGGCAAAGCAACUGGUCUUUUUCCAUUUCUUGGGGCUAUUCUGCGCAAAUAUUCGAGAGAAUUAUGCCACGGAGUUAUCUGCAGAUGCCUGUGGAAACUUUUAAGCCAUGGGUAAGAACUCCGAGGCCUCCCAAUUAUUUGUUUAACACGCGAAAGCCCUCCAGGGAUCCCUGUGAAGCUCCUCAUGCUUUCUUCUUUGAAUCCGUGGAGAAAAAAACAGAGAGCGAUGAAAUUCUUACCAGUUAUUCUCGAGCAUGGCCUCGUGAUCUUCCAGCAUGUUCAUCAAGUGGCAAUCAUUCUGCAGAUUAUAUCCAAAGAAUUCAAGUCUUUUCACCAGCCAACAAGCGAACUCAGGUGGAUAGAUGCGAAUGCUGCGAAAUUGUUGGGGUAGACAGUAUUAAGGCAGAAAUCAAAUUUAGAGAGUGCAUGACAGAUGAAAUUAUCGCUUAA
Molecule: messenger RNA, 1431 nt
Organism: Sesamum indicum (sesame)
Lineage: Eukaryota; Viridiplantae; Streptophyta; Magnoliopsida; Lamiales; Pedaliaceae
Source: RefSeq, a predicted model, not a curated record